Molecule: messenger RNA, 1304 nt
Organism: Dermacentor albipictus
Lineage: Eukaryota; Metazoa; Arthropoda; Arachnida; Ixodida; Ixodidae
Source: RefSeq, a predicted model, not a curated record
CGAGGACGAGGCUGCACGAGCGCCGAAGCGCGUGUAUCGAGCUUCGAGAUCGCAACGAGCGCACGUAAUCUGCUUCAUCCGCCGAUCUUUUUAAGCGCAGCCAUGGAAGAUAGUCAGUUCUUCACCGGUGCCGGUGAACAGUCACAGCUGCUUCUGAGCAGCACAGCCGACAGCAGCUUAGCCGCCUCAAAGGAUGAUGAGGCUACCGGCAUCGGACGAUUCUGCUUGGUAGCAUUCUGCUUGCUUUUCGUUGUCUUGGUCGGCGUUCUGGUGGUCGUCUUCCUGAACUCUGAUUUCCGUGAGGAAAAAGUUGACAAUACUGAUGAAGACAUCUUUGGCGGCAGCGACGGUGGUAGCCGAACUGGUGGGAGCGGAGGAAGUACAUCAAGGCGGACACCACUCCCUGUGUAUUUAACGCCCCGCACGACAGGAGAUCAGAGGAGGACAGUUCCACGAGGACAGGCACGCCCUGGAGUACCAGCAGUUCCUGUAGUACCGGCCACCCCUGGAAUGCCCGUAAGCCCUGGAGCACCGACAGAACCUGGAGUAACGGCAGGCCGUGGAGUACCCGCAGGCACUGGAGUUCCGGAAGGCCCUGGGGUAACGGCGGGUACUCAACCACCAGCCCGUCCUAGAGUACCGAUAACCACCCCACCCCUGACCACCAGUAGAAUGUUAACAAGCAAACAUACGAGCCCGCCUACCAUGCCGACUACAACAUCUACUCCAAAAAUUACGACUACGUCGAUACCAAUAAUGACAGUGGGUCCCAAUACGAAGAGGCCACUGCCGCUCGACUCGCUGAUUUGCACACUAGAAUCGCCAUUCGGAGGGUCUCUUUUGAGAAUCCCACCAGACGGGCUUUGCUCGAUUGUGGUGGCCUACCCGUUCUACGAUCCUGAUGCCUUGGAACUCUUCCAAACGAAGAAGUACUCGUCCAAAGGUUUUGACAUCCUCGUGGAGAAGGCCGGAAAGCAGAACAAGACGGAGUUUGGAAUCGGCAUCUCUUACAAGUUUUGUAAGAGCGUUGCCAACAUGACAGCAAUUGCCAACAAUCCCAAGACCAAGACAACACUGGACUAUUUGUGGACUAAGCGGUUUUACCACUACGGACAAGUUAACCCUCCUCUAGCAAAUUAUGGCGGAUCCGUAAAUGAAGUCAACAUCAACUGUGUCAAAGGACUACAGAUGCUCUUCAAUUUGAUGAAAGACAAAAAUGACAACGUCAAUCGCCCAAGUUACAUCAUACACUCCUUCCCUUUGUUUGCUCCCGGAAAUUUUCCUAACCUUGGCCAGGCAUUAAG